Messenger RNA from Notechis scutatus (mainland tiger snake), 854 nucleotides. RefSeq names its product COMM domain containing 5 (gene COMMD5). Gene Ontology annotation, cellular component: nucleus. NCBI's taxonomy places the organism in Eukaryota, Metazoa, Chordata, Lepidosauria, Squamata, Elapidae. The record is from RefSeq and is a predicted model, not a curated record.
GGUUUGCUUUUGCUUGCUCUGCAAAAGCAGCGCUUUUUUUGCAGAAACUCGGCGCCUGCCUCGCCUUCCUUCCUUCUUUCUUUCUUGUUUUUUUUUUUGCGGGGCGAAGGAGCUGCCAUGACGGCGGCGGGGAAGGGGGUGUCUCCCCCUUACCUGCCCCCGGGGCUGGCCGGCGAAAGCAGCCUGAACAGGGCCAGUUUUUGGGGGCCUCGCAUACCCCCCCAGGUAGAAGCCAUGGCGAAGAGCCUACAAGAGCUAGAAAAGGAGAUUUUCCGGAAACUCCUCAAAGCCACCGUCGGCGCCUUGGAAGGAAAGGAGUGCCAAGCCUUGGUAAAGACGGUCGCUGAGAGUGCCCGUCUGUCGGAGGAGCAGCUGGCCGUCCUCCUGGCUGGCAUGUAUGGCCUCCUCCGCGAAGCUUUGAGGCUCCCUCUGUCUUCUCUCAAGCAAGAAGUGUUUAAAGAAGAUUUGAAAUUGCUCAGGAUACCAGAGGAAUUCAUUGCCGAUUUUGCAAAGGUGGUCUUUGGGAACAGACGCCCCCUCCUCGAAGCCGCUCUUCAGAAACAAGGAAACCGGCUUCCCAGAAUCGAAGACUUCAAGUGGAGAGUGGAUGUUGCCCUUUCAACCAGCUCUCUUGCCCGGGCUUUACAGCCUUCCAUCUUAAUGCAACUGAAGAUCUCUGAUGGAUCCACUCAUCGCUUUGAAGUCCCCGUGGCCAAAUUCCAGGAAUUAAGAUACAACAUCGCUCUCAUUUUAAAGGAGAUGAAUGACUUGGAGAAAAGAAGCAUAUUGAAGAUACAGGACUGAGCAUUUAAAAACGAGAAACUCAAGUUUUCAAGACUGGAAGAGUUUACAAG